AGCCCGCAGAGCCGAGAAUGAGACCCGCGCCCGGCCUGUGAGCGGCACCGCCACCUCCUCUCCGCCAUCCGCCUCGCUAUCGCGGCCUGUCCGCCCACCAUCCCACCAUCCCGCCAGCUCGCCGCCCGGAGCAUCUUCCACCAUGGCCACCUCAGCAAGUUCUCAUUUGAACAAAGGCAUUAAGCAGUCGUACAUGUCCCUGCCUCAGGGCGAAAAAAUCCAAGCCAUGUAUAUCUGGAUUGAUGGUACUGGAGAAGGGCUGCGCUGCAAGACUCGAACCCUGGACUGUGAGCCCAAGUGUGUAGAAGAGUUACCUGAGUGGAACUUUGAUGGUUCCAGUACUUACCAGUCUGAAGGCUCCAACAGUGACAUGUAUCUUCUCCCUGCUGCCAUGUUUCGGGACCCCUUUCGCAAGGACCCCAACAAGCUGGUGUUGUGUGAAGUAUUCAAGUAUAAUCGGAAGCCUGCAGAGACCAACUUGAGACACACCUGUAAACGUAUAAUGGACAUGGUGGGCAGCCAGCACCCCUGGUUCGGGAUGGAGCAGGAAUACACUCUCAUGGGCACAGAUGGACACCCCUUUGGUUGGCCUUCCAACGGCUUCCCUGGGCCCCAAGGGCCUUAUUAUUGCGGUGUGGGAGCUGACAGAGCCUAUGGCAGGGAUAUUGUAGAAGCACAUUACCGGGCCUGCUUGUACGCUGGAAUCAAGAUUACUGGGACAAAUGCUGAGGUCAUGCCUGCCCAGUGGGAAUUCCAAAUUGGGCCGUGCGAAGGAAUCCGCAUGGGAGAUCAUCUCUGGGUGGCCCGUUUCAUCUUGCAUCGCGUAUGUGAAGACUUUGGCGUGAUAGCAACCUUUGACCCCAAGCCCAUUCCUGGGAACUGGAAUGGUGCAGGCUGCCAUACCAACUUCAGCACCAAGGCCAUGCGGGAGGAGAACGGUUUGAGGUUCAUUGAGGAGGCCAUUGACAGACUGAGCAAGCGUCACCAGUACCACAUUCGCGCCUAUGAUCCCAAGGGGGGGCUGGACAAUGCCCGUCGUCUAACUGGCUUCCAUGAAACCUCCAACAUCAAUGAUUUUUCGGCUGGUGUGGCCAACCGCAGCGCCAGCAUCCGCAUUCCCCGGACUGUCGGCCAGGAGAAGAGGGGUUACUUUGAAGAUCGUCGCCCUUCUGCCAAUUGUGAUCCUUACGCAGUGACAGAAGCCAUCGUCCGUACAUGUCUUCUCAACGAAACUGGCGAUGAGCCCUUCCAGUACAAAAACUAAAAGGACCCACCUAGACCUGCAGCCAUCUAGCCCCUCCUAGCUCUUCAUCCUCUCCUCCUCCUCUUAGUUACCUGAUCAUCCCCUCUGUAACUGAAGGGUGCAAGAUCAAGGUCUUUUUAUUCCCUAUGCUCAAUUAAUAUUGCUUUCUUUGGUCAAGGUAGAAGGGUCAAGUUUUUAAUCUUUUACACCCAUCACCCCCCCCCCCCCAUUUUUCCUGUCGCUUUCUAAUGUGGUAGUGGGGGGAGAGGGGUAGCCACUGCUCCGAUCUCAUCAGGUAUGCUUGUCUAGUAGGCAUAGGGGGGAUGUGUUUCUGAAGGAGGGGGGAGAGGGGAGGACUUUUCUCUGCAGGGUAGAUGACAGGGGAGGGCCUAACUGAUCAGGUUAGGAUUUCCCCUUGGUAGAAAGCUGCUUCUCAAGGUAAAACCAACUUUGUAUUACAAAGGGGAGCUAGGCAAGGAGGGAGGGGCUGGGGUGAGGGGGGAAUGCCUCCUUCUGUUGCUAGGGUAAGUCCCUUGCUGGGGGCCACCUGCCCUCCCACGAAUACAAAGCUCAGACUAGAAACUGAGGACUGCAUCCCUACCCUGAAAGAAGUCCCUCAAUUGCAUGGCCCUCCAUUGGUAACACAAAGCAGAGUAGUAUUUUUAUAUUUAAAUGUAAAAACAAAAAAAUGUUAUAUAUGCGUGGGUGGACAUGUGUGGUUUUUUUCCUGAAGGAGAAAAAUCAUCCUGGUUACUGGGUGCCAAACUGGAGACUAAUAGUUGGGUUUCAAGAUGAGGAUCUCCUUUGCAAUAGGGGUGAGGGAUGUAGUUCUGGAGAAGCUGGUUCUUGGGGGGGGCUCUCAGUCCUCCAUUAGCACCUACAGUUUUCCCACCUACCCUUCUGCAGGAGAUGAUAGAUACAUGCACAUUAUUCGCCAUCAUGAGAGCCUGGUGGAGACAUGGACUUGUCCACAUAUGGGUUUAGAAGUAUGAGUUGGCUGGUCAACUUGAACACUUACUGACAAGGGGUGGGGGUUGGGGUUACUUUUCUUGUAGGCUAGCAUGUCACUAAAGCAGGCCUUUUGGUAUAUUAAAGAUUUUCUAAAGCAAAACAAGUUUAGAUUUUAAUCAAAUUUGUAGGCUUUCUAAGUCUAAUUUUGCAGAAUUGUCUUCAACUGCCUCCUUCCACUCUGCUCUUCCCAGGAGUCAGGGACAGGACUGGAGUUAAAACACUUGUAAAUUUUUUUUUUUUGUAUCCUGUGUCUUUUCUCUCAGUGCAAAAUAUUUCUUUCUUUGUUAAGAUUCUUAAGGAGUUAUUUUUUUCCUUUUAUAAUAAACACACUCGAUUUCCAUCCCUA
This is a messenger RNA of Dipodomys spectabilis (banner-tailed kangaroo rat), 2600 nucleotides long. It is a transcript of the gene Glul, whose product is annotated as glutamate-ammonia ligase. The record is from RefSeq and is a predicted model, not a curated record. Gene Ontology annotation, cellular component: cytoplasm. The transcript is spliced from 7 exons. The coding region runs from base 143 to 1264 and encodes 373 amino acids. Lineage: Eukaryota; Metazoa; Chordata; Mammalia; Rodentia; Heteromyidae. Gene Ontology annotation, molecular function: glutamine synthetase activity.